GGAAUGAAAAAUAUGUAUCCAGAAGCAUCUUAUAUCAAAUAAAAGAUAAUGAAGAUGCCUUUAGGGAUCAUCAAGCUGAAUCUUUCGAAACGUUAAUCGAUGAUUUCAAUAAAAACUCACUUAAUGUAAUCACAUGA
Messenger RNA from Racocetra persica, 137 nucleotides. The record is from the annotation of a GenBank genome assembly. NCBI's taxonomy places the organism in Eukaryota, Fungi, Glomeromycota, Glomeromycetes, Diversisporales, Gigasporaceae.